UGGGGUGGGUAGGAGUUUUAAAUCCGGGCGGGAAGAGAGUGGGAGGAGCUAAAGUGCGCGGCGGUGAGUGCUCAGAUCUUCCCGCUAUUGUGUGCUGGGUUCCACGGGCGGGACCUGGUCCUGCUGCCCAUAGUGGAUACACGUUAUGCCUUGUGCUAUAUUGGAGAGGGAACAAGUGAGAGAGACCUGGGACCGUUAGAGGAGAGCUUCCUCGUCUACCAUUCCAUUACUUGCAACAGCUGGUGAAAGGAUCACCAUGGCUCCCCGAAAGACAGCAACAGCCAAGAGCGGCUCUAAAGGGGCAGCUGCAACCAAGAGUGGCUCCAAGGGCGCCCCCAAAAAGAGAGUGGCAGCCAACGGCUUCAAGCUGCCUGACCCCAUUGCCCCUGGUGUGGUGGUGAAGGAUGUUGCCAAGCAAAACUGGAAGAUAGGCAAGAGCAUUGGUGUGGGUGGCUUUGGUGAGAUCUACCUGGCGUCCAGUAACACGGAGGUUCCGGUGGACAGUGGUGCAGAUUAUGUCAUAAAGGUUGAGCCACACAGCAAUGGCCCACUCUUUGCCGAGAUGCACUGCUACAUGAGGCUGGCCAGGCCCGAACACAUUGAAGGUUGGAUGAAGGAGAAGCGGCUAAAACGUCUCGGGAUGCCCAAGUUUUUUGGUUCUGGUUCCUUUGAGUAUAACAACCACAAGUACAGGUUCAUGGUAAUGGAGCGCUUUGGCAAUGACCUCCAGAAGAUCCUUGAGCACCAUAGCAAGAGAUUAUCCUUCAAGACUGUCUACCAAGUAGGAAUCCAAAUUCUGGAUGUGCUGGAGUACAUCCAUAGCAAAGAGUAUGUGCAUGCAGACAUCAAGGCAUCCAAUCUCCUUGUUGGGCACAAGCCGGGCACGGAAAACCAAGUCUUCCUGGUGGACUUUGGGUUGGCACGCUAUUAUGCCAACGAGGGCUGCCACAAAGAGUACAAGUAUGACCAGCGGAAAGCCCAUGAUGGCACCAUAGAGUUCACCUCUAGGGAUGCUCACAUUGGUGCUCACUCUCGUCGAGGUGAUCUUGAAAUCCUGGGCUACAACAUGACUCAGUGGCUUUGUUCCCGCCUGCCCUGGGAGGACAACCUUCAGGAUUGUAACUAUGUGUUUGCCCAGAAGAGGAAGUGCAUGGAGAACAUCAGUGCUUUUGUCUCACAGUGCUUCCCUGACACUGUUCCUCAAGGUCUGCAAGAAUACCUAGAGUAUGUGGUCAGUCUGGCCUUUGAUGAGAAGCCUGACUACGAGCAUUGCCGCAACAUUCUGAGGGAGGGGCUAAGGGCAAGGGGAUACAGGGAUGAUGGGAAGCUUGUAUUCACCUCAGCCACCCCUGUCCCUCCCUCCCGCAAACCUAAAUCUCGCCAGGGCCGCAAGAAAACAUUCAAGAGGCGUUCAGAGGAGGAGGAAAACCUAGGGGAUGUCACUCCCAAGAAGGUGAUGAGAGCUUCUAACAUCUCCCCGUGCAGGCCAAGAAACAGGUGUGUGGUGAAGGUAGCAAUAGUGAACACAAGGACUUGUCCAAGGACAUCCAUGUUGGGAAUCAGUCUGAGCAAACCAUGCCAGAUGGACUUUUCUUCCGCUGACACCCCAGACGUCAUGAUUGAGAAGGAAAACCAGAGGAUGCGUGCCCGGAAACAAAGUCAGAGACCAAAACGGCUGGCCAUUGUGAAGGACACUUCCUUAGACAACCCAACACCCCAGAUGGUGGAGAUCAUGAACAAGAUUAGGGAAAAGUCUGCCUCUCCGCCUGUCUGUCAAAAACGUCACCGGCACAAUAGUAAUUGUCAUGGGAGCAGGAGUCCUGUAGGUGAAGAAGUUCCCACGCAGUUCACUCCAGCCAUGGAGGAAGUGAUGCGGCGGCGUGCAGAGAGACUCAGCAGCUCAGACAGUGAAACAGAUGGCUACAUCAGCUCCUGUAGUGCUGGCUCCCCACAGAUGUUUGAAAUGUCUGAGUCAGAAGAUUCCAAUGAUGCCACCGUGUAUUACUCCCCCACUGCCACCUCUCCACCCUGUGCACUGCCACCAGGCUCCAUUGCGGCAAAAAAUAAUAAAGACAGGCGCCAGUGGCUGUCAACUGCCUGGAGCUGUGUGGCCAGCAUCUUCUCUUCCUAUGUUGUUUUGAGGCCAAAAUUGGGCUCUAUCUAAGGUUAAAGUCUUUGCAGUUAUUCAAAAUUAGGUACUGCUCUCAAUAAAUUUGAGAAGCAGCAGUUAUUCGAGAUUAGUUACUACUUUUAAUAAAUUUGAAAAGCAUUAAUUGGCAGAAAGGCUUUGUUAUAUAUUUAUUUUCUUAAACAUACACAUUUCAAAUUUUCUUUCUCACAUUUGUUUACUUUCUUUUUCCAGCAAAUUUCUCAUAUGUUUAGUGUUUUGUAAUAUACACCAUGGGUACUUGAGUUGCGUAAAAUGAUGAACUUUUCACUGAAAGUGAGUUCAUCACCCCAUAUAUCAUUGUGAUGUCUGGGAGACAUAAAUCCUCUGCUCAGGUUAAGCUGCUUGCUUUUAUUACUGUUGUCCUGUUUGUUGGUUUGAUUAUUUGCACUUGUAUUGAACCGACCAUAUAUAGAAAUUUAUACAUUAGAGUUUUAGAUAAUACCUCAUUUAGAUUUUUUUUUUAAUGUGUAGACAAGUGACUGUAAGCAGGAUUAUUUACCUCAUUUACAGAUAGUGUUAACCUUUACUGAUCUCUCAGCCAUUGUAUUAAAGUAAAGGCAGCUCCAUCCUUUAUAGUUAAGUUUAGAUGGACCAAGACCCUUGGAUUACAAAGAGUUGGCAGUUUUGUAAUCAUAAUUUUUUCCAAAAAAAUUAUGGCAUGAUAAUUGCCAUUAUACUUUGUCACUGACCAGUAAUCUUGCCUAUAAAGUGUGCUAACAUGGGGAUUCCCUGAACCAUUGAUUUGACCACCUGGCUGGUCAGUGCAUUCCUGUCUUCACUUUAGUGACAAGUUGACAACACAAGUUUUCUUAUUUGUAGACUUUUUUUUAGGGUCACUGCAUCAUAAUUGAACUGAUCAAGCUCUUCUCUAUUGCAUUGGUCUUCUGGUUCAUUAAGACCUUGUUGGUACUUAAGACUGGAGGGAUUACUUCACUGUUUUCAGGUGUUUACAUUUGCAAAUUUAUCUAAACUCUAAAGUAACAAGUGCACAUAACUAGACUAUCUUCGUAGUGUUGUAUAUUAUUGAUUUGUAUUAAUACAGUAAUUAUAUUUUUUGCUCCUGAGUUAUUCAUCAUCAGCCUAUAAUUAAUUGAUUUUACUCUUAAGAGUAAUGUAAAAUGCAGCCAAUAACAAACUGAUUUCAAUUGGUGAAGGGAACACUAAAGGACCUCACUUGGUGUCGCCACGGGAAUUGGCAGACCUGCUUGAGUCAGCCCAGUUGGUGAGAUCCACGACCACUCAGACCUACCCCGGGGUGAGAGUCACACGCAGUGCAUCUAGACAGACUUCCCCAGAACUGUCCCCAGAACUAUUUUAAGGGGAAGAGUGCAUUUGUGUGAGUGUGUUUGUGAAUAGAAAGUGAUAUCUGAACAACUGGAAUGUGAUGGUGCUUGCCAAGGAAAUGGCUUUGUGAAUAGUGUGAAGAACUGAAGCCAACAUACCGAGGUGGGUGACCUGCACAUCCAGGGAGAUUAUGUGAAUUUUGGGUCCUGAAAUUCCCUUGUUGGGCUGUGUGGCAACAUGACAUUUCUUGGUGCUGCUUUAUUUAUUUUUUUUAUUAUUAUAUUUUUUAUUAUGCUCAUGUAGUGACAUCCUUGUGAAGAACAUUUGACCAAGAUUCCUACUAAAUACUAAGAAGUCAGUGGACCAGCCUGCAUGAAGCAUUGACGUACAUAAUGAAAGUGUUCGUUGUUGUAUAUAUUUUCUAAUUUUACCUUCACUUUUGGUUCACUUCAGAAUGUCAACUUGUGGCUGUCAUCAUCAUUCAUCUCAAAUUGUCAUUUCAGUUUUUAAAUUAUUUCAUAUCAUUGUCACUCAUUGUCUUCAUCUGGGGUUCCAUGUGCUGUUAUGAGGAAAGUUUAUAUUUUAUGAAAUAUUUUUGUUUGUAUUAGUGAGCUUUUUCUGGCCUCCACAGUGAGAGCUGUGGUGUGCCCUUUAUUCUUCAACUGUUUUAGAGUGACUGCUGCACCGUGAUGAAGCAACUCUGACCAAGGCUGUGAUGGAUCUAGGAAAGCAGAGCUAUUUUGUAAACUGAGUCUGCUGGCAUUAUGUUUUCAGCUUCUUUGAGGCAUUAUUGGACUUAGGUGAGGUGAACUUGCUGAAUAGGCAAUAUUUUUUUUAAUCUUUCACCAUUGUUUUCUGGGGAGAGUAGUAGGUUGUGCAGACAUUUUUACUUCUUUUUUCCCAAGGACUUUUCCUAAUUCAAGGAAUCAGCUAAAAAUAUUCUUAUUUGUGUGAAUUUAAUUACUGGUUAGAACUUAUUCAGUGGUUGUGUAUUUACUGCAUGUCAAGUCACUUAGUCAACUGAUUUGUGAACUCCAGAUAAUUGUUGACUGCUAAGUAAUGUUAGUAUUAUUACUGUACAUUACUCUUCUCCUUUGACUCCAAGAUCUCAUAAAGUUCAUGUUGUGUUUGCUCAAAGCUGCGGCUCCCAACUCAGUCAUUACUGGUUUUAUUCCAUUGUAUAGUGUACAUUUCAUUAUGAAAAAAAUAAAGUGUUUUAAGUAAAAAAA
This is a messenger RNA of Scylla paramamosain (green mud crab), 4683 nucleotides long. RefSeq names its product serine/threonine-protein kinase VRK1-like. The coding region runs from base 257 to 2164 and encodes 635 amino acids. Gene Ontology annotation, molecular function: ATP binding; protein serine/threonine kinase activity. The transcript is spliced from 10 exons. The record is from RefSeq and is a predicted model, not a curated record. Gene Ontology annotation, cellular component: cytoplasm; nucleus. Gene Ontology annotation, biological process: peptidyl-serine phosphorylation; signal transduction. NCBI's taxonomy places the organism in Eukaryota, Metazoa, Arthropoda, Malacostraca, Decapoda, Portunidae.